Molecule: messenger RNA, 1713 nt
Organism: Salvia miltiorrhiza (redroot sage)
Lineage: Eukaryota; Viridiplantae; Streptophyta; Magnoliopsida; Lamiales; Lamiaceae
Exons: 3
Coding region: 184-1713 (509 amino acids)
Molecular function (GO): zinc ion binding; nucleic acid binding
Source: RefSeq, a predicted model, not a curated record
UUUUCCUACACUCAUAUCUCUCCAAUCUCUCAUUCUCUCUCAUUCCUAGCAUAUCACCACUCUUCACUCAUUCUCUCAUUUAAUUUCCAGCAGCUAAUUAAGGAGUGGCGCAUCCAAGGCUCGAGGAGGACAACCGAAGCAAGCUUGAAGAGGUUUGAAUUCAAUCACUUAAGUUAAAGGAUAAUGCCCCCGCGACGCGCUCCGGAAGAUGAGCAGCGAGCCCCACCUGUGAAUAACAAUGGGGUUGAUUUUGCUCAAUUUCUACUAGCUCUCCAAAGCUUUAUGCAGCAACAACAAGAUGGUGGCAUGAAUACUGGACAACCUCGAGUAAGGAAUUUUGAAAUUAUUGAACAGUUUCGAAGGAUGGGUCCACCAAGAUUUAAGGGAACCGAAGGGCCUGAAGACACGGAAGAAUGGAUUCGUGAGCUCGAACGAAUAUUUGAGCUUAUGGGCUGUAGUGAAGAGCAAAAAGUCUCGUGUGCGAUCUAUCAAUUGGCCGAAGAAGCAAGCCACUGGUGGGAAUCUCAUGCUCGAACGUUGACACUUGAACAACGCCAAGCUUUGGUUUGGAAGGACUUCAAGGAGCUGAUAAUGGAUCGGUAUUUUCCUCAAUCCUACAUAACACAAAAGGAGACCGAGUUCCUCAAUCUCAAGCAAGGAAAUAUGACGCUAGUCGACUAUGAGAGAAAAUUCAACAAAUUGUCUCGAUAUGCACCAUACCUAGUCGACACGGAUGUGAAGAAAGCGCGUCGGUUCGAGCAAGGCUUACGACCUGAAAUUUGUGGAAUAAUAUCCGCCUUGAGAUUGCCAACUUAUAGAGAAGUUAUCGACCGAGCUCAAGCAGUCUCCAAUGGCUUGCAACUAGAGAUCAAAGAUCAACAACACCGUGACUCAUUCGGAAAGAGAAAAUGGGAAGAUUUUGGAAAAGGGAAAAAUGCUCCAACAAACAAGAAAUGGCAACCGACACGUGGUUCUUCAACAGGAUCUGCAUCAUCCAAGUCAAGCAAUGAGAAGUCUCAAUGCCCAAAGUGUAAUAAAUUCCACAUAGGCGAGUGUUGGCGAGGGAAGAACGUCUGCUACUCCUGUGGCGAUCCAGGACACAUGUCAUAUAACUGUCUAAAGAACAAGAAGGAGACACAAAAGAAUAUUCAAGAGCCUAUGAAGAAAGUGAAGCCCCGAGUCUUUGCCAUGACUGAAGGAGACCCCGAUCCCGAGGACGGUGCAGACACCAUGUCAGGUAUACUUCAAGUCUCAAAUAUUCCUGCUUUGGUGCUAUUUGAUUUGGGAGCUACCCAUUCCUUCAUAUCUUCGAAAUUUUGUUCGAAGAUUAGUAUAGUCUCCUACGAUAAUAGCGACGCACUAGAGGUUAGCAUUCCUUCGGGAAAAAUUAUUAGGAGCGAUAAGAUAGCGAAGGGUAUAAAGAUAGACAUAAACGGGAAAGAGCUUGAGGCCGAUCUUCACGUCCUAGAAAUGCGAGAUUUCGAUAUAAUCUUAGGCAUGGAUUGGAUGGGCAAGAAUAAUACAACAAUUAGAUGUCGUGAGCGAAAGGUGGAGAUUCAACGCCCUCGAGAACCGAAGCUCAUCUUUUAUGGUGCUCGAACCAAAGCUCAUCCAAGGAUUAUAACAGCGAUGAAGGCAAUCAAGAUGCUAAGAAAGAAAGAUUGUCAAGGGUACCUAGUUAGUAUGACCACAACACUACCCAAACGAAAGUAA